AUGAACAAGGAGACUUUUGUCCAGUUUAUUCACUAAUGUAAUGCAAGGAUGAUAAAAUUACACAUGCGAGAAGUUUCCACAGCAUAAAUCCUUAUUCAUCGUAUUAGAAAAAGAAAAUUUUGGUGCGUUGGUUUGGUACAAGGCGUCGGCAAUCGUCGGUUGUUUUCGUACCUGAUUAUGUAUCGUUGACGUUAUGCCUGAGCCCAAACUGGUUGAAACCGGUUCUUAGGAACCAAAACUGUACAUCGAUCAUUCACUAUCAGAAGGUGGGUUUCAGAAAUAAAGACGACUGUACAGCAGAAGCACUGUUGUUUACGGAGUAUUUCUGACAUGUUCAUGGGUAUUUAGUGACUUCAGGAGCCUGUUCGGCAUCUUAGGAACGUAUCACCAUAACCCAGCACACCAGCUUUAGUUCCAUUUUCCUGCCGGUAACCUUCCAGUUCAAACUGCCGUCAGCUGAACCUGGGGAAAGGCGGAAGUAUUCAGGAACUGAGCAUCCAUGGUGAUCGGAAACAUGACCACGGUUGUGGAGCAGGCUGCCAGCAAGCUGCUCAACUUCAAUGAAAAACUGGACAUUAACUUGCUGGAUAAUGUUGUUAGCUGUAUGUACACUGGAGAGGGACCACAGCAGCAGCGUAUGGCUCAGGAGGUGUUGACCCAUCUGAAGGAACAUCCUGAUGCUUGGACAAGGGUGGACACGAUCCUGGAAUACUCACAAAACCAACAAACCAAGUAUUAUGCUCUGCAGAUCCUGGAAAAUGUCAUCAAGACAAGGUGGAAAGUUCUACCACGCAGUCAAUGUGAAGGCAUAAAAAAGUACACUGUUGGGUUGAUCAUCAAGACAUCACAGACACAGGAUUUUCUGCAGAAAGAAAAAACAUACCUUGGAAAACUGAACAUCAUCUUGGUGCAGAUUCUGAAGCACGAGUGGCCGAAGAACUGGCCAACCUUCAUUAGUGACAUUGUCGGUGCCAGCAAGACCAAUGAAGCUCUGUGCCAAAACAACAUGUUCAUCCUUAAGCUGCUCAGUGAGGAGGUGUUUGAUUUCUCCAGUGGGCAGAUGACACAAGUGAAGGCCAAACAUCUCAAGGAUAGCAUGUGUAAUGAAUUUUCUCAGAUCUUCCAACUGUGCCAGUUUGUCAUGGACAACUCCCAAAAUGCACCUUUGGUGGCAUCAACAUUGGAAACAUUGCUGAGGUUCCUCAACUGGAUUCCACUGGGCUACAUUUUCGAGACCAAACUGAUUUCAACUUUGAUAUAUAAGUUCUUGAAUGUGCCAAUGUUCAGGAAUACCACCAUGAAGUGCUUGACUGAGAUUGCUGGUGUAAAUGUGAGCCAGUAUGAUGACCAAUUCGUGAUGCUGUUCACCCUGACAAUGCAGCAACUUAAGCAGAUGCUGCCUCUAGCUACAAACAUCAAAGUAGCAUAUGCUCAGGGCAAAGAUGAUGAGCAGAACUUCAUCCAGAACCUGAGCCUGUUCCUGUCCACCUUCCUGAAGGAGCAUGGGCAACUAGUGGAGAAAAACCCAGAGUUACAUCCUAUCCUACUGGAGGCCCUGCACUACCUUGUUCUGAUCUCAGAGGUGGAUGAGAUUGAAAUUUUCAAGAUCUGCCUUGAAUACUGGAACACGCUGGCAGCAGACCUGUACAGGGAGAGCCCCUUCUCAUCCACCACCUCUCCCCUCCUCCUGGGCGGCCAACAGCCAGAAGUCCCGCUGCGUAGACAGCUGUAUCUGCAGGUGCUUUCAAAGGUGAGGCUGGUGAUGGUGUGUCGGAUGGCCAAGCCUGAGGAGGUGCUGGUGGUGGAGAACGAGCAGGGAGAGGUCGUCAGGGAGUUUAUGAAGGACACAGACUCCAUCAACCUGUACAAGAACAUGAGGGAAACAUUAGUGUACCUGACUCACUUGGAUUAUGCAGACACAGAACGGAUUAUGACAGAAAAGCUGCAGAAGCAGGUGGAUGGAACAGAGUGGUCAUGGAAAAACCUCAACACACUUUGUUGGGCUAUUGGCUCCAUCAGUGGGGCAAUGCAUGAGGAGGAUGAGAAAAGAUUCCUGGUUACUGUCAUCAAGGAAUUGCUGGGUCUAUGUGAACAGAAGAGAGGGAAAGACAACAAAGCCAUCAUUGCCUCCAACAUCAUGUAUGUUGUUGGACAGUAUCCCAGGUUCUUGAGAGCUCACUGGAAGUUCCUCAAGACUGUUGUCAAUAAACUGUUUGAGUUCAUGCAUGAAACCCACGAAGGUGUGCAGGACAUGGCCUGUGAUACAUUCAUCAAGAUAGCUCAGAAGUGCAGACGACAUUUUGUGCAGGUGCAAGUUGGAGAGGUCAUGCCAUUUAUUGAUGAGAUUCUUAACAACAUCAACACGAUUAUCUGUGAUCUUCAGCCACAGCAGGUGCACACGUUUUAUGAGGCAGUGGGGUACAUGAUUGGAGCCCAGACGGACACAGUUGUGCAGGAACACCUGAUAGAGAAGUACAUGCUGCUUCCCAACCAGGUGUGGGAUGGCAUCAUCCAGCAAGCCACCAAGAAUGUGGACAUACUGAAGGAACCUGAGGUUGUAAAGCAGCUUGGUAGCAUCCUUAAGACCAAUGUCAGAGCCUGCAAGGCUGUGGGACAUCCCUUUGUAGUACAGCUUGGUAGAAUUUACCUGGACAUGUUGAAUGUGUACAAGUGCAUGAGUGAAAACAUCUCAGGAGCAAUUGCAGCAAAUGGUGAGAUGGUGACCAAGCAGCCCCUGAUAAAGAGCAUGAGGACAGUGAAGAAGGAGACUUUGAAGCUGAUCUCAGGCUGGGUCAGUAAGUCCACAGACCCCACCAUGGUGCUGGAGAACUUUGUUCCUCCACUGCUGGAUGCCGUGCUGAUUGACUACCAGAGAAACGUGCCAGCUGCCAGGGAGCCGGAGGUAUUGAGCACCAUGGCAACCAUUGUCAACAAGCUGGAAGCCCAUAUUACCACACAGAUUCCACACAUCUUUGAUGCAGUGUUUGAGUGCACAUUGGAAAUGAUCAACAAGGACUUUGAGGAGUACCCUGACCACAGGACCAACUUUUUCCUACUUCUACAAGCAGUUAAUACCCAUUGUUUCUCAGCCUUCCUGAACAUUCCACCUGCUCAGUUCAAGCUGGUGUUAGAUUCCAUCAUCUGGGCUUUUAAACACACCAUGAGGAAUGUUGCAGACACAGGGUUGCAUAUCAUGUACCAGCUGCUACAGAAUGUGUCUCAGGAGGAGAGUGCUGCCCAGUCCUUCUACCAGACAUACUACUUCGACAUCCUGCAGCACAUCUUCUCAGUGGUAACAGACACUUCCCACACUGCAGGGUUGACCAUGCAUGCCACCAUCCUUGCCUACAUGUUCAGCCUGGUGGAGCAAGGGAAGGUUCUGGUGCCACUCAAGGCCGAGACACAAGCCUCAGAGAAUGUGACUACCACACAGGGUUUUACAGCCAACUUGUUAAGCCAAGCAUUCCCACAUCUGCAAACGGCACAAAUCAAGGUGUUUGUAACAGGCCUCUUCAGUCUGAAUCAAGAUAUUCCACAGUUCAAGGAACAUCUGAGAGACUUCCUUGUGCAGAUCAAGGAGUUUGCGGGUGAAGACCUGUCUGACCUGUACCUUGAGGAGCGCGAGUCUUCUCUCAAAACUGCCGAGGAAGAGAAGCGCAAGGUUCAGCUGGCUGUGCCUGGCAUCAUCAACCCACAUGACAUGCCUGAGGAGAUGCAGGACUGAUGUGGUGGCAACAGCUCUUCAAACUGUGACACAGUCUACUCAGAAUUACUGUUCUGUGAUUUCCACUUUGUACACGUCCAAUUGUUACACUAUUGUCAAAGCAGCAUUCACAUGUUGCGAGGCAUAUACGAUAACAUUGCUCCAGCCCAUUGCAACAGCAAUUUAAGGCAAACUCUAACCUAAUAGUCUUUCUCUAAUGCCUUAUUAUCAGUGUAUUGAUGUUGUUAAUGUAGGAUCUGCCUUAGCAGCAAAAUAGGUCAAGUGAGUUAACCCACUCAGGAGACUUGUGAUCUUUGAGGCAUUUAAUCAGGAUACUAUUUUGAUGAAAAGCUCUUCCUAUCGUCUUUGUAAUGAUAGUACCAAUAAGGAUUAAUAAGGUUGUUGUAUGCUAUAUUAUACACUCUGACCAAUUCACAUUGAGCUGCCUUUGAAAAAGGUUUGUUGCGGAUGUGCCAGUGGUGUAUGGAACCAAAGUUUCAUGAAAGUGAAGGGAUAGGAAGGCAGCUACUCAGUCAACCAUUUCCUUUGUCAAUGAAGAUACCUUUCUAAGCAGGAAAUGAGGAUUCUUGAAAUGGAGGAUUUGGUGAAGAAGAUGUCAUAAUUGUAUAAUAUUUCCGAUAUCCCAUAGUUAGAGAGAAUAUUUACAUUGGAACUAAAGUGUUGGCAAUAAUGCAGUAGAGUUUGUAUAUACAUGUACCAGUAGGUUUGUUCUGGUGAGCCUAUGGCAGCUAUGUUUGAACAUGUCUUGCUGCCAACCCAGUCAGAUAUUGUGCAAGGCUUUGUGAGGUUGCAAAGGGUGGUAUUUUCUUUAGAAAGGGUACCAUGAAUAAAACUGUUCAAGUAAGGAUGGGAACAAGUGUUGAACUGAAGGUAAAAGGUUUAAGUGCAUUGUAACAUGAAUUCAAGGCAUGAGGGAUGAUGAAGGCUUGGCUAAUAUGUAUGUACGAAUGUUGCAGAAUUGCUAAAUGUUACAGUUAUGUGUGUAACACUAGUGACAACAAUUAUGUGGCCAUGUUGCAUACAUGUAAAAUUUGCUGUUUGUAAAGUGUUAUUUUUCUAUCUACAUUUUUUGGUAAGUACUGUUUAUCACAUUUAGGACAGUGUUUCUGGCACUGGUCAGUUUUGUCUUGGAGGGAAACAAACAAAUCUCACCAGUUCAUAGUUGUGUGUCUUCAUUUAUUGGAAGCAAAUGUAUUGUCACAUCAUGUAUCAACAUUAUUAUUUGUUACGCAUUUUGUAUUAACAUAAAAACACUGACGGGCAUGCAGCUGUCAUUUUGAAACAUUAGUAGAAUAGUCUUUGUUAUAUUUUGUUAUUGAGUUAUUUGUUAUUGUACUGAUACCAUUUGUGUCUAAUAUUUUGUCACUACUCUUGCUUUUGUAUCAAUCCCCCUAGCUUGAGCCAUUAAGUAGUUUGUCAUAAUAAUUACUACCAUUUGGAAAUUCACUCCAUAUUUACAUGUAUAUGAAAAAUAUAUGUCAGUAUUCAGCUGUAUUUGGUGCAUGAAACAAGUCUCAUAUUUGACAAAACUACAGUCAAGAAAAGCGAACCUAUCCAUUUAGAAAAUAACCAUCAGUAUAUUUCCAUGCUUCUGUGGGAUGAUCCUUUGACUAGUUGAAUGUAUACAGAUGUAAUUGCUGAAAUUCAGCAUAAUUAUGUGAUGGCUCACUUUUGUAGGGCUGUUGGUGUAAUCAUCUUUGUCAAACCAACAUGUGACAUCAAUAAAAGUUUGAUGAUGUUGA
Molecule: messenger RNA, 5466 nt
Organism: Branchiostoma belcheri (Belcher's lancelet)
Lineage: Eukaryota; Metazoa; Chordata; Leptocardii; Amphioxiformes; Branchiostomatidae
Product: exportin-1-like
Exons: 30
Coding region: 500-3724 (1074 amino acids)
Biological process (GO): protein export from nucleus; ribosomal small subunit export from nucleus; ribosomal large subunit export from nucleus
Cellular component (GO): nucleus; cytoplasm
Molecular function (GO): nuclear export signal receptor activity; small GTPase binding
Source: RefSeq, a predicted model, not a curated record